GCGCAGGAAACGCGGAAGAAGCAAGCUAGCGGCUCAGCUGGGUCAAUAGUAGGAGACGCUGGCAACCGGGCUUUCCGACGGCUUUUGCGAGGCGUUCGGGCUCCGAGGAAGGAUUGUUUAUUGCUUUUCAGUGUUGGUUUUGUAAGCUGUUUUGAAGACUUGCUUUUAGUGGAAAGCUCUGACUCGAUCUGGACAGGCUCGAACAUUGGGCCAAAACCACCAAGAUGAAAUUCAGCAGAAACAAAUGUAAGGUCCUGUAUUUGGCAGAUGUGCCCCCUGACAUGGUGAUUGAGGAGCAAAAUGGGAAUGUGCUAGUGCAUCUUGGACCCAAACUUCAAGCCUACCCUGAAGAGUUAAUCCGGCAGCGCUGUGGUCACAGUGGGCAUACUGAAUACCUGAUUCGCUGGAACGUCUUCAGCUUGGAGGAUGGUACAGGAAGCAGCACUGGUGCUUCUUCCACGGAGAGCAAAAUGGAGAACAUCCUAAUGUGGAUGUCUGCGGAAGACAUUUAUGCCAACUGCCCAAAACUGUUAGGCAAGAGGACGCCCAAGGAGCAGCAGGUGGAGGAACAGGCGUCCAGCACAAUCCUUCCUGAGGUCACCUUGGAUGAAUCCUCUCUUUUGGAGAUGAAGGUUGAUGUCAGGAACCUGGUGCAGCGAGCUGCUUGGCAGAUGGCCAACACCACAGUCCCUCAAUCCUCCAUCUUGAACACCAUCCACCUGCUCAGUGCCUAUGCCGGUAUUGGCUCAUUGAUGGGUGCCUUCAAGGAGACGGGUGCCCUGGAUCUGCUGAUGAAGAUGCUAUGCAACGAGGAGAGGCAAAUCCGUCGUAGUGCUAGCAAGAUGCUGAGGGCUCUGGCCUCCCAUGAUGCAGGAAGCAGAGCCUAUGUCCUGUUGUCCCUCAGCCAGCAGGAGGGCAUUGAGCAGCAUAUGGACUUCGAUAGUUGCUACACCCUUCUUGAGCUCUUUGCAGAAACGACUUCCUCCGAAGAACACUGCAUCUCCUUUGAAGGGCUCCACCUCCCUCAGAUUCCCGGGAAGCUGCUGUUUUCUCUGGUGAAGCGCUACCUGUGUGCUACCUCUCUCAUGGACAAGCUCAACAGCACCACAGAGUUGGGAGGGGAGCAUGAGGAUCCUAGGACAAACACUGGCGGGGGAAAGAGGAUUCAUUGUGAGUUUGACUUCAGCAUGGCCAUGGGCAACCUGAUUUUAGAGCUGGUGCAGGUCAUGGGCUGGGAUUGCAGCCGAGAGCUUCAGUCCUUCAAGGAGAAGCGGCUUCGAGGUGCUCAGUCUAUCUUCCAGCCCCAGGUCCCCAGCACUGCUACCAUCCAACCAGCCACACACUUGCCCCAGAGGGAGAUCAGUAACUUCAAGAUGCGCUCUGCCUUCCCCAGUCGCAGGAGCUACGUGGAAUACAUGCAAAUGAAACUGGUGCGUGGCAUGCGUGUGCGCAUGUUGGAAGACUACGAGAAAGUCCAUGCAGGAGAUGAGGGCGAGUUUCUCCAAACCAAUAAUUUCAUUCCACCUGUCCAGGUCCGUUGGGAAUCUUUGGGCCGUAUAUACUGGGUGCAUUGGCACAUGAUUGAGAUUGCUGAUUCAUCAGGACAGGCAGAACAGAAGGCCCAGGAAAAGGUAUCCAGCCUAACAGAGACUCUAAGACAGAAUACAGUUACGCAGACUUUGUACCGUAAGCCGCUUUGGGGGCUGUACUCCCUGCCAUACUUACAGGAUCAGGUGAACGAGAAUUCUGGGAUUCUGAGCCAAGCUGAAUGGUGGGAGCUGCUCUUCUUCCUUAAGAAGCUGGAACCCCACAAGCAACAGGAAAUUGCUCAAUUCAUUCAAGAGAACCAAAAGCUGUCGGAGCUUGAUGAGGAAGGCCUGAUCCAUCUGUCGGUAUCAGUACAGUUGGCUCAGGAGGUGCUGCAGCUCCUGAGCAAAGAGGGCCAAGGCUGCCCCCAAAGUGACCUGCUGAGUUCUCACGUUGUCCUCAAGUAUUCCUGCAGCAAAGAAGGAGAAGAGCAGAACUGCCAAGAGGUGCACAUGGCCUCACUGCAGCAUGGGGGCCUUUCUGAAGCCCAGGCAUCCCCAAGGCCAGAGAAGGCAUCACUUUCUGCUGAAGUGCCUUCCCCAGCUCCAUCAACAGCAGAGAAAACAGACACACAGCUGAUGAAUGAGCUCCUCAAAGUGGAAGGACUUCCCUGCCCAGGCUCACUUGAUGAGAAAGCCAAAGCUUUCUGCAGUGUGAAGAUGGCAGGGAAGAAAAGCCGCUUGGAGCAGCUGGCAGAUGCCAUGGAGAUGAUCCAGAAGUCCAGUUGUGACAUUGAGCUGCAGAUGGCUGGUCUCAGAUUCAUCACCAAGAUUUUGGAGGAGGAGGAGGAGGAGGAGGAACCUGGGCAAGAGUGGAAAGAGAAAAAGGUCGCCAGAGUAGAAGGUGAACUCGCCCUCAGGGAGAAAAUAGUGAAGAUGCUGGUGGAACUGCUGAGCCAUCGAACAAAGGAGAAACUGUUCCUAGUGUUGGUGCUGCAGAUGCUCUAUGUGCUCAUGGCCAAGUACGACUGGCGGAUACUCUUUGCCACCCAAGGCGGGCUGCGGUGCGUGCUGCGUUGCAUGCAGGAGCAGGCUGCGUCAGCGGUGGUGCAGCAGGCUAGCCUAGCAGUGCUGAAGGUACUAUUGGGUGCUGGGAACUGUGAGCUUCAAGGUCCCAGUAGGAAGCCCUAUCCUCUGAAUCACUCAGAUGCCCAAGUGAUGCAGGAGACCCUGGCCAGUAUCGGCUCAGAUUCCAGCGAAGACUCUAACAACUUGCUCUGUGCCAUCCCGGCUGCUAUCGAGAAGAUGUUGGGCACACCUGGUGCCUUGACAGCAGUUCAGAAUGGGCUCCUGGUACUCAACAAGCUGAUCCACAACCACAAGGGUCUAGCCGAGCAGCUUGGGAGCUAUGACCUCCACUCAGUCCUGCAGAGCUGCUGCCGUUCAGGCCACGGCUCCAAUGAGAUGCUGGCUCAGAUAGCCCUCAACCACCUGGCUGAGCAUAAGCUGCUGUUGAGCCAGGAAAGUGAAGGUUCUGCAGCCUCUUUUAACCUUAAGGAUGUCGAUGUAAGGAAACUGCUGAGCGGCUUAGCCAAGGGCAGCAUUUCCAAGCAGAUGAUGGUGGCCCUGGAGCACUGCCUGUGUGGCAAGGGUGCCUGUUCCGAGGAUAACAGUUGUGAGCUUUUGGCAGAUGUCCUUCUGCUCAAAGACUUGGCACAGCUGGGAUCUGAGAAGGACACUCAACUGGGAGCAUUAAGGCUUUUGAAAAAGUUUUUGGAUGUUUCUCGGAAGGAUGCAGUACCCUGGCAUGAAUGCAUUGAGCCUUGUUUGUCUUCCAUGAAUGCCCACAUAAACGACCGAGAGGUUGUUCAGGAGUCUAUCAAUUUCCUACAUUGCCUGGCCAGUCGCAGCAAAGACUGUGCGGUUGUGAUGUGCGGAAUGGACACAAAGGAUGCCUUGACCAAAGCCCUGGAGAAACACAGUCCCAACCUGCUGUUGGUGGCGGAAUUAAGGGACUUCAUGAGCGAUUGUGAGAAGUACGCCAGGCUGUAUCAGAAGAUGACGGCUAGUGUCCUGGCUGGCUGCAUCCAGAUGGUUCUGUGCCAAAUAGAAGAACACAGGCGAAGUCACCGGCCUAUCAACAUCCCCUUCUUUGAUGUAUUCUUGCACAAUCUGUGUCAAGGCUGCAGCAUAGAAGUGAAGGAGGACACGUGCUGGGAGAGGGUGGAAGUGUCCUCCAACCCCCAGCGGGCCAGCAAGCUGACGGAUGGGAACCCCAAGACCUACUGGGAGUCCAAAGGCAGCACUGGCUCCCACUACAUCAACGUCUAUAUGGAUCGUGGGGUAGUUGUCCAGCAGAUGUCCCUCCUCGUGGCUAAAGAAGAUUCCAGCUACAUGCCAGCCCGGAUUCUGGUCAUGGGAGGGGAAUGCGCCUCCAACAUCAGCACCCAGCUCAAUAUGGUGAAUGUCCCCCCAUCGGCCAGGAAGGUGGUGCUCUUAGAGAACAUGAGUUGCUUCUGCCCCAUCAUACAGAUCAAGAUCAAGCGCUGCCAACAGGGUGGCAUCGACACGCGUGUGCAUGGCAUCCAAGUGCUGGGUUCCAAGCCCACCUUCUGGCCCAUCUUCAAGGAGCAGCUGUGCUGGCGCACCUGCCUCUUCUACACCACCAAGGCACACACCUGGGGCCAGGAGAUCUCAGAAGAUCGGAUGCAGCUUCUGCAGCUCUUCAACAGGCUGAACAGCGCCCUGCGCCAUGAGCAGGUCUUUGCCGAUCGCUUCCUCCCAGACGACGAGGCUGCCCAGGCACUGGGCAAGACCUGCUGGGAGGCCCUGAUCACCCCCCUGGUGCAGAGCAUCACCUCCCCAGACGCCAGCGGCAUCAGCCCCCUCUCGUGGCUCCUGAGCCAGUAUCUGGAGAACCUGGAGGCAGGCCGGAGCAGCAAGAGCCGAGCUGUCGUCUUCAACUCCCGUGUGCGGCGUCUGAGCCACCUGCUGGUGCAUGUGGACUCGAGCAGCUCUGAGGCCGAGGAGCUGAAGCCCCCCGUCAAACCCAACGGGAAGAACGGGAAGAACAAGGAGUUGAGCUCCGGGGCUUUUAAGCCAGUAGUGAAGAAACCCAGCAGUACGACGGGCAUCACGCAGUGCUGGAAAGGGGUGGUCCAGCAGCAGGUGAAGCGGUUCCUGGAGUCCUCGUGGCAGAUGCCCGACUUCGUGGAGCGAUACUGCAACAUCUACCUGCGCCUCCGCACCGCCAUGGAGGAGCUCUUUGGGCAGCAGAUGUCCUUCAUGCUGGCCCUGUGCCAGGGCUUCUCGGGGGGGCUCUUGCAGCUCUCCUUCCUGACUGCCAUGCAUGUGAGCGAGCAGUUUGCCCGUUUCAUCGACCUCUGGAUCCAGGAGAGCUGGGCGGACUCGGGCAACGUGGAGAAGCUGCGGCGCCUGCAGCAGAGCCUGGAGCCCAUCCUCUUCCUCUCGGGCCUGGAGCUGGCCAGCACCUUUGAGCACUUCUACCGGUACUACCUGGGCGAUCGGCUCCUGUCCCAGGGCAAGACGUGGCUGGAGAGGGUGGUGGUGGAGCACAUUGGGCUCUGCUUCCCCAACCGCUUCCCUCAGCAGAUGCUGAAGAACCUGAGUGAGUUGGAGGAGCAGCAGCAGCAGUUCCACCUCUUCCAGCUGCAGCAGCUCGACCAGCACCUGCUGGGACUCGAUCAGGAUGGGGGAGGCGAAGAGGAGGGAGAGAUGAUGGAAGUGGAGCCGUUCCAUCAGGAGGAAGAGGCGGAGGUGAAGGUGCUGGCGUUGUCUCCGCGCUGCUGGACCAUCUCUCCACUCUGCUACCUGGAGGACCCGGCCAGAUUUUUCCCACCUUCCCUCAGUCAGGACCUGGGCAAGUUUGCUGACUUCUACACCCAGAGUCAGAGCCGCUUUGGGCUGGAGCACUCGAAGCCCCGACGCUUACAGUGGACGUGGCUGGGCCAUGCUGAGCUUGAGUACCAGGGUUGCAUCCUGCACGUGUCUACCCUGCAGAUGUACAUCCUUCUCCGCUUCAACGGCGCUGAGGAGGUUUCUUUGGAGACCCUGUUAGAAGCCACAGGCCUCUCCCCUGUCCUCCUGGGCCAUGCACUGAAACCAUUGACAAAGGAGAAUGGGAUCCUCACCCAGAGUCAAAGUGUCUUGAGGCUGAAUGAGGGGACGCUGGCCCAAGUGUCUGGCCAGCACCUUUGGCUGUUGCCCAAACAGACAUACUUGAAUGUGCAAGAGAAUGAGGGCAGCGCUCUGGAGAGGAAGAGGAACACGAUCUGCUGCCUCCUCCUCCAGAUCCUGAAAGAGGAGAAAGAGAUCCACAUUGACAACCUUGUGUUCAGGGUGAUCGAUGCUUGCCAGAAGCUGGAACCCAGCUUAGCUCCGCCAUUGAGCUUCUGUUGCAGUAGCACUGAUGUCCUGGCCUGCAUCCUCCAUCUGCUGAACCAAAACGACAUCCGGCGGCGGGACGACCAUCCGCAGCUCCUGCAGUACAUCUCCACGGAGCUCCCGACCACAACAACACUGCCAAAGAACCAGCCUCAAGUAGCAUUUCAGACUGUGCUGAUCAAAAAGGGGCCCAGCAUGCUCGGCACGGAAAAGAGACAGACUUUCUCUACAUUCAGGUAGAACUAGCUGUUGGCCUACCAUGGUGGGUGUCCUGAACCCUGCUCUGAGGAGAAGGAGGAGGAGGAGGAGGAGGAGAGGGCUGGCCUUGCUCUUCAAGGCCCUGGAGACCCCUCCCCCCGCACAGUGACUCCUGCUCUCCCCACUGGUUUGAGUUACAAUUUCAGCAAGGAUCAAAGCAUGAGCUUCUGCUGAAGUAGUCAGCUGCUUGCCGAAUCAGGCCAGUUGCUGUAAGCAGCAGCCUGUAGGAAGUGGAUGUUUUACCCAGACCAGUUCCAUCUGCCUGGCCCAAGUGUGUCCGUCUGCCAUAAACCACUUGAGAGCAACUAGCGCAUUCUCUGUUCUGAUUCUGUGCACACUGUGCCAACUCUCUGAAUGCAGCAAGAGUGGCUGGUAAGCAGCCACGGCCUCUUCUGAAUGUCCAGAUGGCGCGUGGUUGUAAAACCUAGGCAACUUAGAAGAUUCCCUCUCCAUGCUUCUGUAGCAAUUGCCUUAGAGUGCCCAACUGCCCCCUUUUUCUUACACGGAUUGCCUGACAGAUGUGCUGUGCUGCUGCAUCCUUUCCCUUCCUAGGAACAUGAUCUCUGAUUGAGUAAUGCCUCCAGCCUUAAGGGAGGAGCAUCUCCCAUCCAUUUGCACCUUCAUUCUGCUGUAGGACAAGGUUGUCUCUCAAUGAGCUGGAAAUGAGGGGAGGGGGUGGAGUGUCUCCCUCCUUAGUACUUCUGCCUGAUUGAAAUGGCUUGAGCUCACUGCUCGGAAGGAGGUCCCAGGAUCAGGCUCUGCUUAGUGUCAUUGUUCAAGGAGCCUUGUCUUUGGGCGGGCAAGAGAGACUCGUAUGACAGACUCUCCUAGUAGCAGGAAGAGUAGAAUAGGAGUAGCAGAGGACUGCUUUACCAGUUGCACACAAGCCCGAGGAGCACUGACUCCCCAUGCUCUACGGGGGGCUGCCUUUGAAUGUGGUUCGGGAACUUCACUUGAUUCAAAAUGCAGCGGCUAGAUUGUUCUCUGGGGUGUCUCGGAGAGACCAUAUUGUGCCUGUUUUACAGCAAUUGCAUUGGCUACCAAGAGGUUUCUGGGCAAAGUACAAAGUGAUGGUGAUUACCUUUGAAGCCCUAAACAGCUUGGGACUGGGACACCUAGGAGAGCGCCGCCUUCUGCAUGAUCCCCAACACACAUUGAGGUCACCGAGAGAGUCCGCCUCUGUAUGCCCCUGGCUCAUAUGGCGGUGACUCAGCGGUGGGCCAUCUCUGUAGUCCAGGCCUGCUCAACUUAGGCCCCCCAGCUGUUUUUGAACUACAGCUCCCAUAAUCCCCAGCUACAGUGGCCGAUAGCCAGGGAUUAUGGGAAUUGUAGGCCAACAUCUGCAGGAGGGCCGAAGUUGAGCAGCCCUGCUGUAGUCGCUCCUGGGCCCUGGAAUGUGUUCCCUAUAGAUAUUCGUGGUUUAACAUCUUUACCAGCCUUCAAAAGAGCCCAUGGGACACAUUUUUCCAGCUAGGCUUUUAGUAAUCUCUGAUUGCUUCGAAUCUUUAAACUGCUGUUUUUAUUAGUUUUAUUUUGUUUUUCUUGUGUUUGUGAACCGCCUAGAGCCUUUGGAGUCAGGCAGCAAAAUAAAUAAAUAAAUAAAUAAAAUAUU
This is a messenger RNA of Hemicordylus capensis (graceful crag lizard), 7800 nucleotides long. Its product is annotated as cullin-9-like. The transcript is spliced from 32 exons. NCBI's taxonomy places the organism in Eukaryota, Metazoa, Chordata, Lepidosauria, Squamata, Cordylidae. Gene Ontology annotation, biological process: ubiquitin-dependent protein catabolic process. Gene Ontology annotation, molecular function: ubiquitin protein ligase binding. The record is from RefSeq and is a predicted model, not a curated record. Bases 225 to 6170 code for a protein of 1981 amino acids.